Messenger RNA from Closterium sp. NIES-67, 3505 nucleotides. NCBI's taxonomy places the organism in Eukaryota, Viridiplantae, Streptophyta, Zygnematophyceae, Desmidiales, Closteriaceae. The record is from the annotation of a GenBank genome assembly.
UCCCAUUUCUCACUCUGCUUCUUGGACCAGCAGCCAGAUCGUCGCAAACGGCGACUUCUAGGCGCUUCCUCUCCCGUCUCCUCCCGCGCGUUGGAGGCUUUUUAAACACUCAUUCGUCAUCGCCGUCCCAGCGGGAAAGUACCAUUCUUCCACAGGCGGCUAGCGUCCCUAGCGUCCACGCUCAGCCGUUCCUCGCACCGCGUCAGCGCAUAAUCCCUCCUUCCUACUACACAAAUCCCAGCUCCCGCUCCUCUUCUCGCGAGGAAACCCCUAAUCAGCGACGCACAAUGUCGCCUACUGACGAGAUGAUGUCGAAGGUCCACGAGCUGGAUCCGCACCUGUCGGUCCAUGACGCGCUGAAUCAGGUCAAUGUUAUCGUCGGCGAGGACGAUAUCCUGGUGGAGGACGAGGAGCUGCUGCUGGACUGCUUUCUCGACAUGCUCAAGGAGCUCGAGGAGAAUGAGCUGGCCGAAGCGGUCCAAACAUGUCUUGGACUGUCGUCCCAGUACAACUCGACCAACGAUCCCGAGGAUCUCAAGAAGCUGGAGGAAGUGGUCGACUCCCUCGACCCGGCUGAGUCCAUUCUCUUCGCUUCCGCCUUUUCCCACAUGCUGACGCUGGGAAACAUUGCGGAGGAGAUUCAGAUGGCUCAUCGUGCGCGGAAGAGCAAGGUCGGGUCCAUUGAGGAGGAAGGCAGUGCGCUUACCGAGUCCAACAUAUCCGAGACAUUCCAGAAGCUGAUCAAGCUGGGCAAGACGCCCGAGCAGAUUUUCGACGAGCUCAAGAAGCAGCGCGUCGACCUCGUGCUCACCGCGCACCCCACGCAGUCCAUCCGCCGCUCCCUGCUGCAGAAGCACGCCCGCAUUCGUGCCCUGCUGUCUCAGCGCCACGCUCAGAAGUACACCAAGGAGAGGCAGCAGGAGCUGGAGGAGGCUCUCAAGCGGGAGAUCCAGGCGGCGUGGCGCACGGACGAGAUCCGGCGCACGCAGCCGACGCCGCAGGACGAGAUGCGCGCGGGCAUGAGCUACUUCUACGAGACCAUCUGGAAGGGCCUGCCCGAGUUCCUGCGCCGUGUCGACACCGCCCUGCGCAGCAUCGGCAUUGAGGAGCGCCUGCCGUACAACAUCCCCAUCAUCCAGUUCUCCUCCUGGAUGGGCGGUGACAGGGAUGGCAACCCCCGCGUGACGGCGUCCGUGACCCGUGACGUGGUGCUGCUGUCGCGCCUCAUGGUCGUCAACCUCUACAUCGCGCAGAUCGAGGAGCUCCUCUUUGCGAUGUCCAUGUGGAGGGGAAGCGACGAGCUCAAGGAGAGGGCGCAGGCAGUGCAAGCAGGGGCCAAGAAGCACAGCAACCACUACAUUGAGUUUUGGAAGCAGGUGCCAGGCAAUGAGCCGUACCGCGUGGUGCUGUGCGAGGUGCGCGAUCGCCUGUGGAACACGCGCGACCACUACCAGCAGCUCAUGGUUUCGGGCCACUCCACCUUCAGCACCGAGGACAUCUACACCUCCGCCUCCCAGCUGAUGGAGCCUCUUGAGCUCUGCUACCGCUCCCUGCACGCCUCCCUGGACGGAGCCAUUGCCGAGGGCCAGCUGCUCGACUUCCUGCGCCAGGUCGCCUGCUUCGGGCUCUCCCUGGUAAAGCUGGACAUCCGUCAGGAGUCGGACCGCCACACUGACGCCGUGGACGCCAUCACCCAGCACCUGGGCCUGGGCAGCUUCAAGGAGUGGACGGAGGAGAAGAAGGUGGAAUGGCUGGUUAUGGAGCUGCAGAGCAAGCGGCCGCUGUUCGGCCCUGACAUGCCCAUGUCGGACGAGGUCCGCGAGGUGAUCUCGACCCUCAACGUGCUGGCGGAACUCCCGGAAGAUUCCCUCUCGGCGUAUAUCAUCUCCAUGGCGACGUCCGUCUCGCACGUGCUGGAGGUGCAGCUGCUGCAGAAGGCGUGUGGGGUGACGCCCGCCCGACGCGUGGUGCCGCUCUUUGAGCGCCUGGACGACCUCAACAACGCGCCUGUGGUGCUCGACUCGCUCCUCAGCAUCCCGUACUACAAGCAGAUCAUCAACGGGCGGCAGGAGGUCAUGAUUGGGUACUCCGACUCGGGGAAAGAUGCCGGGCGGCUGGCCGCGGCAUGGGCGCUGUACAAGGCCCAGGCGAACCUGGUCGAAGUGGCGGGGAAGCACGGGGUGCACCUGACGAUUUUCCACGGCAGGGGAGGGACUGUGGGGCGUGGUGGCGGCCCCACCCAUCUGGCUAUUCUGUCGCAGCCGCCUGGGUCUGUGGACGGGUCUCUGAGGGUGACGGUGCAGGGCGAGGUCAUUGAGCAGUCGUUUGGCGAGGAGCACCUGUGCUUCCGCACGCUGCAGCGCUUCACUGCUGCCACGCUGGAGCACGGCAUGCACCCCCCGGUGACGCCCAAGCCUGAGUGGGUGAAGCUCAUGGACGAGAUGUCGCCGCUCUCCACCGAGGAGUACCGCUCCAUCGUCUUCAAGCACCCGCGAUUCGUCGAAUACUUCCGAGCCGUGACCCCUGAGACGGAGUUCUCCCGCAUGAACAUUGGCAGCCGCCCGUCCAAGCGCAAGCCUGGUGGCGGUGUGGAGACCCUGCGUGCGAUCCCGUGGAUCUUUGCCUGGACCCAGACUCGCUUCCAUCUGCCCGUGUGGCUGGGUCUGUCCGCCGCCUUCCGCGGCAUUCUCGAGCGCGACGCCAAGAACCUGGACAUUUUGCGCGACAUGUACGAGAACUGGCCCUUCUUCCGCGUCACCAUCGACCUGGUGGAGAUGGUGUUCGCCAAGGGCGACCCCCGUGUGGCGGCGCUCUACGAGAAGGAGCUCGCGGACCCUGCGCUCCACGAGUUUGGCGCUGACCUGCGCCGCAAGUAUGAGGAGGCCCGCGAGCAAAUCCUCAAGAUCACCGGCCGUUCCGUUGUGCUGGAAGGGAACGCCCCCCUGCGCCAGCGCCUGCUCAUCCGAGAGCCCUACAUCACACCGCUCAACGUCCAGCAGGUGCUCACCCUCAAGCGCAUGCGCUCAGGCGCCCAUGCCUCGGCCUUCGCUGCUGCUGCCAGCAAUGGCAGCGGGCUGCCGGUGGUGCGCACGAGCAGUGGGAGCAGCGGAGGGUCCAUGAAGCACAACAAGUCUUCUGAAGUCGUGACGCUGAAUCUCGCCUCGGAGUAUGCGCCGGGCCUGGAGGAUACGCUCAUCAUCACCAUGAAGGGUAUUGCGGCUGGGAUGCAGAACACGGGUUAAGUCUCCAAGAGUUGUUCGUUGUGCAUGGUCUUAUGGUCUUGAGGACACAGGGCAGUGUAGUGGGUCUUGCUUGCUCUCCCAUCAGUUAGCUUUACAUAUUUAAGCAUGGAAUAAUGUAGACCUCGUAGCAGCUGAAUAUGUGCUGCUGACGGUGUAAGGGUGCUGGAACGCGCAUGAUCAAGCAUGAUCAACAGUCUGUAGCAUGUACGCGAUGUGUACUGCGUCGCUGCAUGCUCAACCUCUAGUAAAAUUUUUACCCACAU